AUGCCUGCCUCGGAUCCCAGCAAUCUGCGGCUCCACGUGGCUUUGCUCAGUGGCCUUACUGCCAGCAUCGAAGCCCAAGGGCAUUGGAGCGUCAAGACCUUGCGGCAGCAUGCGCAGGAGAAGUUGGACAUUGGAUUUUGCAAAUUGAUCAAUGGAAAGGGCGAGAUUCUGACCAGAGGCUCUCUUGACGACUGCGGCCUUGCGGAUGAUGAAACGCUACAUGCCAUGGUCCGUCGUCCUCGCAUCGUCUCCAACCGUCGGGCACACGCCUUCGCAUGCAUCCGUGCAGAUGGCACUGUGAUCUCUUGGGGUUCCAAUGGCGCGGGCGACAGCGGCUCCGUGCAUGCACAGCUGGUGGAUGUCGUGGACCUGGCAGGCACCGCCGGUGCCUUCGCCGCGUUGCUGGAAAACCAAGAAGUUGUCACAUGGGGCGACUCCACCUUAGGGGGCGACGCCAGCUCAGUGUCACUCCGAGGGGUUCGGCAGAUCCAAGCCACAGCCAUGGCCUUCGGUGCUUUGAAGGAAGACGGCACCGUGGUGACCUGGGGCAGUAGCCAUUUGGGGGGCAACUGCAGCAGGGUCCAGGGCCACCUGAAAGACGUGUCGAGUCUCAGCGCCUCCGCGGGCGCCUUCGCGGCGUUGAAGGUGAACGGCCAGGUGAUCACCUGGGGACAGGAGGACUUUGGCGGCGACAGCUCCAAGGUUGAGUCGCAAUUGAAGAACGUCCAACACAUCCAACCAGCCUCCUUCGCGUUUGCUGCAGUCUUGGAGGAUGGUUCCGUGGUCACGUGGGGCGAGGCCAUGUCGGGAGGAGACAGUACAAGUGUCCAGGAGGAGCUGCAGAAUGUGAAAACGCUGAAGUCCACGGCGGCAGCCUUCGCGGCCAUUCGUUCGGAUGGUACUUUGGUAUCCUGGGGCGCAGCCGAUCAAGGAGGCGACAGCCAGGCAGUUCAGGCACAGCUUUGCCAAGUGAGUGAGGUCGAAGCAACUGGCAAGGCAUUUGCUGCGAUCUUGGCCACGGGCCGCGUGGUCACGUGGGGCGAUCCUGCAGCAGGAGGUGAUAGUUCCUCGGUGCAGCACCAGCUUUACGACGUGCAGCAGAUCGUUGGCUCCGCCGCCGCCUUUGCCGCGCUGCGCGGGGACGGCGUGGUGGUGGCCUGGGGCGAUGUGACCUUGGGCGGGGAUGUGGCGGACGCGGAGGAGAGGCUCCAAGGGGUGCAGCAGAUUGCGGCUUCCGCGGGUGCCUUUGCAGUCCAGAGUGGGGCGGUGAUCCAGCGACCGUGCCUUUGCAUGAUCGCAACCUCCUUCAACUGCACCGUGAUGGAACGACGGAAACGACUGAGACGGGGCGCCGGGUACGGCCGAGAUUGGCUCACUGAGGUCUCCCGAAAUGAAACCAUGUCACCUAGGUUCAGUUCUCCCAGGGCUUGCUUGGCGCUGCCCAGUUCACAUCCCUCCCUGUGCUGUUUGGCCAUGGCACAUAUCGCAAUUUCUUUUCCGCAGCGCAGCUUGGGACCCACCAAGUGGGUGCUCUUUCGUUUUCAGCCACCUGCAGAUUUGGGCACCUUUGAUGGGGAUUUGGUCACAAGCUACAGCAUAUUCUAUGCUUGUGGGCCGAAUUGCGUGAAGCUCUUGGAGGACUCCGAAUCCAGUGAAGUGAAGGUGAUCCGAGGAGCCCGUCCUACCUCCACCAUGAUCUCGGGCCUCAGGCCUGGAAGCGACAUUGCGGUGCAGGUCUUUGGCACGAACAACUUUGGAGAUGGACCUGUGAGCAACGUAGCAUUGUUUCGUUCCAAUCCAUCAGAACCUGAGGCACCCAAUGCUCCCAGAUCCAACUUGGCCGAACGAACCAGCUGGAGCACCUUUGUCAGCGUCCUUCCUUGCUAUGAUGGGGGCUGCCCUGUGACACAGUUCGGCUUCGAGAUCCAGGAAGUCAGUGACGGCAGCAUCAUGCAGACACCGGUUUGGGGCACGAACCCUCCUGAUGAGAAAGGCUACUACUUCUACAGUAUCAACACAUUACGCCCUGGCCGAAUCUACAAGUUUAGGGCCUUCGCCGUGAACGAGAUCGGCUCCUCCGAGUGGUCCGAGUGGUCCGACGAGUUGGAGACACAUCCCUUCGCGCCCGAGGCUCCCACGACGCCCCCACGUCUCAUGGAGCCAGAUGCGUACAAUUUCACUGCGACCUGGGACGAUAUUCCUGGCAACGGCUCUCCCGUCAAAGAGUGGGUGAUUCAGUGGUCGGUUGAUCCGCAGUUCUCCUCCAAAAACUCCAUCCGCGAAGCGAAAGUGGCGGAACGCACGUACCGCUGCAAUCGAUGCUUGCCCGGAUUGGUGAUGCACGUACGUGUCGCUGGGAUCAAUUCGGAGGGUCAGUCGCAUUUCGGACCCUCGGCCGUGCGGGACCUGGGUCCAAUCCUGGCGCGAAUGUUGGAACUUGGAUGUGCUUUGAUCAUGUUUUAA
Cladocopium goreaui is the source of this 2463-nucleotide messenger RNA. Lineage: Eukaryota; Dinophyceae; Suessiales; Symbiodiniaceae. The record is from the annotation of a GenBank genome assembly.